Messenger RNA from Euleptes europaea (tarantolino), 942 nucleotides. RefSeq names its product egl-9 family hypoxia inducible factor 2 (gene EGLN2). Gene Ontology annotation, biological process: cellular response to hypoxia; peptidyl-proline hydroxylation to 4-hydroxy-L-proline. Bases 1 to 942 code for a protein of 313 amino acids. Gene Ontology annotation, molecular function: L-ascorbic acid binding; ferrous iron binding; peptidyl-proline 4-dioxygenase activity. Gene Ontology annotation, cellular component: nucleus; cytoplasm. Lineage: Eukaryota; Metazoa; Chordata; Lepidosauria; Squamata; Sphaerodactylidae. The record is from RefSeq and is a predicted model, not a curated record. The transcript has 5 exons.
AUGGCCGAGGAGCCCCUAGGCGCGCCUGGCCGAGCCAUGGGCCGGGAGAGCCGGGGGCCGGGCCCCGCGCGGGAAGCCUGCCCCCCGGGGAGCCGCGCCGCCGCCGCCGCCGUCGGGGGCCUGCUGUGGCUGGCGCUGGGCGGCCCCGCGGAGCCCAAGCGCCGCCGGGCGGGCCCCGGGGCCGCGGAGGGCGGCGGGCUCGCCAAGCGGCCGUGCCCGGGGCCCGGGCGGGUGCCCGUGGGCCGGCUGGCGCUGGGCUACGUGGUGCCCUGCCUGGACCUCUACGGCCUCUGCGUCAAGGACGCCUUCCUCGGGGACGCGGCGGGCGGGCGGGUGCUGGCCGAGGUGGGCGCCCUGCACCGCGGCGGCCGGCUCCGCGACGGGCAGCUGGUGAGCGCCGGGGCCGUCCCCGCGCGGAGCGUCCGCGGCGACCAGAUCGCCUGGGUGGAGGGCCGCGAGCCCGGCUGCCAGGCCAUCGGCGCCCUCGUGGCCCGCGUCGACGAGCUCAUCCUGCACUGCGCCGGCAAGCUGGGCGGGUACCGCAUCUCCGGCCGCACCAAGGCCAUGGUGGCAUGUUACCCCGGCAACGGCAUGGGUUAUGUGCGGCACGUGGACAACCCCCACGGGGAUGGACGCUGCGUCACCUGCAUUUAUUACCUAAACCGGCAGUGGGACAGUAAGGUUCAUGGUGGGAUCCUGCACAUCUACCCAGAAGGGCGGCCAGUUGUCGCAAACAUCGAGCCCAUAUUUGACCGGCUGCUCCUCUUCUGGUCAGACCGGCGCAACCCGCAUGAAGUGAAGCCGGCCUACGCCACGAGGUAUGCCAUCACAGUCUGGUAUUUUGAUGCCAAAGAGCGGGCAGAAGCCAAAGGGAGACACCAGCUGGCAUCCGCCCAGAAAGACGGUCCGCCUCCCGCCACGCAGACCAACGGCCUCACCUGA